Messenger RNA from Saccostrea cuccullata (small rock oyster), 3670 nucleotides. RefSeq lists its product as uncharacterized. Gene Ontology annotation, biological process: proteasome-mediated ubiquitin-dependent protein catabolic process; negative regulation of translation; protein polyubiquitination. The transcript is spliced from 4 exons. Lineage: Eukaryota; Metazoa; Mollusca; Bivalvia; Ostreida; Ostreidae. Gene Ontology annotation, molecular function: zinc ion binding; translation repressor activity; ubiquitin protein ligase activity. The record is from RefSeq and is a predicted model, not a curated record.
GAAAGUCUCGUGAUUCAGCUUUACAAAACAGAAAAAAGUAUUGACGAAUAAUUUAGAUGUCAUUUUAUCCGUACUGUAAGGUUGCUGGAGCGUUUUCAGACAUCAGACUCGUACCCUGCAUUACUACAACUGUCAGGAUGAUAAUGUAAUACCAGUGGAAAUAAGUAACGAGACAACGCAGACAGUGGCAAUACUAUGUGAACCUUCUGCAGAAACUAUGGAUCCCCGCCUCAGUGCACAGGAUGUGAUCAGAUGUGAACUUUGUGAGACAGAUAUAGUACAGAUGUACUGUGAUUUCUGUCACGUCAAUCUCUGUAAACCAUGUAUUGGAGAACACAUUGCUGAUGAAUAUGAAAACCAUAAAAUAGUCCCGUUCCAAAAAAAGAAAUCAACCUUGAUUUUUCCAACGUGUACAACACAUCCAUUAAAAACUUGUGAUUUACAAUGCAAGGAAUGUGACAUUUAUGUCUGCCCUUCAUGUUUUACGUCAAGUCAACAUAAAGGGCACAGUUUUUUAGAACUCUCAGAAAUAUACAACUCAAAAAAAGAUGAUAUCGCAAAAGAUACAGAGGAAUUGCAAAAAAUUAUUUCUCCAACAUACAAAGAAAUGACAAACGAUCUCGAAACACAGAUAGCAAAUUUGGAUGGAAAAUAUGAAAAACUUACAACAGCAGUGACAGAACAUGGAAAACAAUGGCACAAAGAAAUUGACAAUGUCAUCAAUGCCAUGAAAAAAGAAAUUAUUGAAUCAAAAGGAAAACAUUUUUACAUUCUCAAGAAACAUGCAGAAGAAGUGAAACAAAUACAGUCCCUUAUUGAACAAAGUCUGCGCAACCUGAAGAAAAUUGAAGAAUCAAAUAUAGUGUCCAUGACCACAGAAUAUAGCUCCAGAAACAAACAAUUCAGUAAACUUCUUCCCAAACUUAAGAUAUCAAUGCCAAUGUUUGAUCAAAGACCAGUUGAUAGAGAGCAGCUCUAUGAGUUGUUUGGAUCUCUUGCACCUUUAUCUACGACAACAGAAGAAAAUGGCUACAAACUGAAGAAACCAGAAACAACAAGCAGAGAACUGCUGCUCAAACCAGAACUUAUCACUACUAUAGAUACUGGGUAUGAAAUACUCCGCAAUGUUACCUGCCUCAGUGAAGAAGAAAUCUGGACAAGUGGAAUUGUCAGUGAUAUGAAAUGCUUUAACAUUCAUGGCUCUCUAAUCAACACAAUAACAAAAAAAUCAGGGGGAGCACCAAAUGAUAUAGCAGUGACAUGUGAUGGUGAUGUACUGUACCCAGAUGGGAAAACAAAAACUUUAAAUAAAGUAAAUACAGAACAGACAGAAGAGAUGAUCAAAUUACAGGGCUGGAGACCGCUCAAUCUCUGUGUCACCUCCUCUGGUGAUCUCCUGGUUACAAUGUACAGUGAUGACCAAACACAAUCCAAAGUUGUUCGUUACUCAGGCUCCACAGAGAAACAAACAAUCCAGUUUGAUGAGGAGGGUAAACCUCUGUAUUCCGAAAAUAAAAAAAUUAAGUACAUAAGUGAGAACAGAAAUCUGAAUAUCUGUGUGGCUGAUUUUGGAGCUGGUGCUGUAGUAGUGGUCAACCAAACUGGAAAACUCCGAUUUAGAUACACUGGUCAUCCCUUUGCAAUAAAGAACGAACCAUUUAAACCCUGUGGUAUUACAACAGACAGCCAGAAUCAGAUCCUGACAGCAGACAGUGAUAACCACUGUAUCCACAUCCUAGACCAGGACGGACAGUUCCUCCGGUAUAUAGAUAACUGUGAUCUGAAGCAUCCAUUUGGUAUAUGUGUGUAUAUUAAUAAUUUUUUUGUUGCUGAAAAUAAUUUUACAUAUUCUUUUUAUUUCUAGAACUUGACUUGAGUCGCCAUGGAUCCACAUCUUUGUGCCCAGGAUGUGAUCAGAUGUGACCUUUGUGAGACAGCUAUAGUACAGAUGUACUGUGAUUUCUGUCAUGUCAACCUUUGUAAACCCUGUAUUGGAGAACACAUCGCUGAUGAAUAUGAUAAACAUAAAAUUUUCCAAUUCCAACAUAAGAAAUCAACUUUUAUUUAUCCAAAAUGUGCAACGCAUCCAACCAAAACUUGUGAAGUAAAAUGCAAGGAAUGCGACAUAUCGGUUUGUUCCAUAUGCGCUGUUUCACAACAGCAUAAAAAACACAAUUUCUUAGUUCUCGCUGAACUAUACAACUCAAAGAAAAAUGAUAUCGCAAAAGAUAAAGAAGAAUUACAAAACAUUAUUUCUCCAACAUAUGAAGAAAUCACAAAUGAUCUAGAAACACAGAUAGCUAACUUGGAUGGAGAAUAUGAGAAACUUACAACAGCAGUGACAGAGCAUGGAAAACAAUGGCACAGAGAACUUGACAAUGUCAUCAAUGAUAUGAAAAAAGAAAUUUAUGGUUUAAAAGAAAAACACUUUGACAUUCUCAAGAAACAUGCAGAAGAAAUAAAACAAAUACAGUCUCUUAUUGAACAAACUCUGCUCAACCUGAAGGAAAUUGAAGAAUCAAAUGAAGUGUCAAUGGCCAUAGAAUACAGCUCCAGAAACAAAGAAUUCAGUAAACUUCCUCCCAAAGUUCAGGUAUCACUGCCAAUGUUUAAUCCAAAAUCAGUAUAUAGAGAACAGAUUUAUAAGUUGUUUGGAUCUCUUGCACCUUUAUCCACCACAACAGAAGAAAAUGGUCACAAAAGAAUGAAACCAGAAACAUCAAGCAGAGAUAUGCUGGAAGAGCCAGAACUUAUCACUACUAUAGAUACUGGGUAUGAAAACCUUCGCAGUGUCACCUGCCUCAGUGAAGAAGAAAUCUGGACAAGUGGAUAUAGAGUCAGUGAUAUGAAAUGCUUUAACAUUCAAGGCUCACUUAUCAAGACAAUCAAAACAAAGUCAGGAGGAGUGCCGAGUGAUCUAGCAUUGACAGGUGAUGGGGAUCUAGUGUACUCUAACAGUAAAACAAGGACUUUGAAUAAAGUGAAGAAUGGACAGACAGAGGAGAUGAUCAGACUGCAGGACUGGGCACCUACACAACUCUUCGUCACCUCCUCUGGUGAUCUCCUGGUUACCAUGUACAGUGAUGAUGAAACCCAAUCCAAAGUUGUCCGUUACGUAGGCUCCAUAGAGAAACAAACAAUCCAGUUUGAUGAGGAGGGUAAACCUCUGUAUUCAGGAAAUAAUAGGGUUAAAUACAUCAAUGAGAACAGAAACCUGGAUAUCUGUGUGGCUGACUAUGGAGCAAGUGCUGUAGUUGUGGUCAACGAAGCUGGAAAACUCCGAUUUAGAUACACUGGACAUCCUUCUGCUACAAAGAACAAGCUAUUUAUACCCGUGGGCAUCACAACAGACAACCAGAGUCAGAUCCUGACAGCAGACAGUGAUAACCACCGUAUCCACAUCCUAGACCAGGAUGGACAGUUCCUACGUUAUAUAGAAAACUGUGAUCUGAAGGAUCCAUAUGGUUUAUGUGUGUAUAAAAAUAAUAUAUUUGUUGCUGAGUGGAAAGGAAAAGUUAAGAAAAUUAAAUAUUUGAAAUAGACAUAUUUGUAUAUAGUUAAAUAUAAGCUUGUGUAUGUCAUUAUGCUUUUAUUAUGGCUCUAUUUUGUAAAUAAAAGUAUUUUAAUUUAAGUUAUAAUUUUAUUUUUAUUAAAUCUUAUAUUGUUUAUC